GCGCCAGGUUAUGGUUCCUGUAUUGACAUUUUGAAUUCUUGUUUGUCAUAUUUAUUUUGUCAUGGCACAACAAAUAACUUCACUAUUGUUUAUACAAUGUGAUUGGAGUAAUAUUCUCAGUGAAGUUGGAGCAGAGGCCUGGGUUUCUUGCAAACACAAAGAUAAUCCAGGAAUUCAUGGCAAAAUUCGAACUGUUACUAGUCUUCCUAGUAAACCUUCUCUGACUAUUUCAGAAGGUUUUAAAAUAGAAGAUUUAACACGCAGCAGUAUUAUAAUAAAACAUGAAAAUUCUUAUUCCACUGUAUUUCUUGCUCCUCAUCGAAUUUACAAAGGAAUACAUAAAGGCAGUAUUGAAUCACUAGAUGUUACUAACGAAGGUCUAGCAGUUUCCUCAUCAUCUGCAGGCCAGCUAUUGGUUUGGGAUACUAGAACAGGAGAAACAAAGAUAACACUAUCUGGGCAUGUGUCUGAGAUUUAUAAAUGUCGAUUCUUUCCAUCAGGGAAAGUGGUCUUGUCUUGUGGUUCUGAUAUGUCCCUAAAAAUUUGGUGUGCUAAAACAGGAAUAUGCCCUGUUACACUUACUGGACAUAAAAUGGCUGUUACUGAUAUUGAUUUUGUAAACCGAGGAAAAAAUGUUGUUUCAAGUAGCAAAGAUGGUACCAUAAAAUUAUGGCAUUGUGGACAAGCUUCUUGUAUUGACAAUAUUACUACUGUCACUUCAAAUGUUAACUGUUGCAAAAUAUUUGAAGCACCAGCCUAUUUAAAUUUGGGGGAGCGUAAAUCUCAAAUAGAUGAUGCAGAAGUUGAUACCGGAAACAAGAUUUUAUUAUUUGGUUGCGAAGAUGGAACUGUUCACUGCUAUGGACUUGAAAGCCGUGAAUGUCUCUUCAAAAAAUCUGUAGAGUCUGCAGUGAAUUGUAUUGCCUUCGUUGGUAAAGACCAUUUUGUUAUAGGCUGCCAAAAUGGACAAGUUAAUCUGUAUAAUUUAAAAGACAUAGAUAGCUUUAAAACUUGGCAUGAAUCAAAUAGUGCUGUAUUAAAUAUCAAAGUUUACCAAAAAGCAGGAUUUUUUAUUUCAAGAGGAGAUGGUACAGUUUUUUUCACUCCAGAAAAUGGAUAUUUGAAACGGAUAUCACUUACAGGACCAAAUUGUGAUCCUGUGUAUGAUGUUGCUACGGAUGGAAAAAAUAUUUAUACUUGUUGUCGAGAUGGUGUUGUAAGGUUGUACCACGUUGAAAAUGCUGUAAAUUAUGUUACCAACAAAUCAUAAAAUGAGAUAAAACUGUGAUAUUUUAAAUAUGUUUAUGAUUGAGUCAUAUGUAUUUUUUUUUUUUGUAUUUCAAAAAGUUUUCACGGCUACAUAAGAAUGCUUUAGAUUAACA
Messenger RNA from Nezara viridula (southern green stink bug), 1382 nucleotides. Lineage: Eukaryota; Metazoa; Arthropoda; Insecta; Hemiptera; Pentatomidae. The record is from the annotation of a GenBank genome assembly.